This is a messenger RNA of Pogona vitticeps (central bearded dragon), 5615 nucleotides long. It is a transcript of the gene SV2A, whose product is annotated as synaptic vesicle glycoprotein 2A. Gene Ontology annotation, biological process: transmembrane transport; chemical synaptic transmission. Gene Ontology annotation, molecular function: transmembrane transporter activity. The record is from RefSeq and is a predicted model, not a curated record. Gene Ontology annotation, cellular component: synaptic vesicle membrane; neuron projection. NCBI's taxonomy places the organism in Eukaryota, Metazoa, Chordata, Lepidosauria, Squamata, Agamidae.
AUCAGUCAACGGAGGAGGAGGUUGUUGCAGCAGCAGCAGCAGCCUUGAGGCUGGGCGCUUUUGGUCCCUCCUGCAUCCCUGUUGCAGCUUUCUUUGGGCUCCAGCAGAGGCGAGCGCUGGAGACGAGACCGCUCUGGGUACCACUGGAGGGACAUCUCUGAUCAGCGAAAAGCAACAGCCCUCCCUCCCGUUGAACCGCUUCCUUCGCACGCCUGCCUCCUAAACGCUGGGACUUACACGGAUGGGUUUCCAGGAAGCCGCUUCAAGGUGCCUCUCCAGAAGACCUGCCCCACUUGGUUUUUCCCUGCCGGCUGGAGCGUCGUCGCAGUAUCGCCUGUUGGCUUGAGGGGCGACUCUCUCUGCACAGGAGCUGUCCGCCCUCCCUGAGUGCUGAACCCAGAAGACUUCCUCCCGAGUUCGUUCUGGGAGUGCUUCUCUUUGGCUCCCUUUAAUCUCGCCGCUUGAAGGCCUUUGCAAGCCAGGCCGGAGCCAUGGAUGAAGGUUUCAAAGACCGGACCGCCUUCAUUCGUGGAGCGAAAGACAUUGCCAAGGAAGUGAAGAAGCAUGCCACCAAGAAGGUGGGCAAAGGGGUGGACCGGGUGCAAGACGAGUACACGAAGCGCUCCUACUCCCGCUUCGAGGAAGAGGAUGACGAGGAUGACUACCAGCCUCAGGACGGAUACUACCGGGGGGAACCCUCCGUGGACGACGAGGGGGCCUCCAGCGACGCCACCGAGGGGCACGACGAGGACGACGAGAUCUACGAGGGGGAGUACCAGGGCAUUCCGCGCAACGACUCCCUCAAGGGCGGGGACCCUUUGGCGGCCCACCAGGAGGUGGUGAGCGAGUUCAGGGACUUUGAGGACCUGACGGGCGACCGGAAGAAGGAGAAGGAGGAGCUGGCCCAGCAGUACGAGCUGAUCCUGCAGGAGUGCGGGCACGGGAAGUUCCAGUGGACGCUGUACUUUGUGCUCGGACUGGCGCUCAUGGCCGACGGGGUGGAGAUCUUUGUGGUGGGCUUCGUCCUUCCCAGCGCAGAGAAGGACAUGUGCUUGUCGGACUCCAACAAAGGCAUGCUGGGCCUCAUCGUCUACCUGGGAAUGAUGGUCGGGGCCUUCGUGUGGGGUGGCCUGGCGGACCGUCUCGGGCGCAGGCAGUGCCUCCUGAUGUCCCUCUCCGUGAACAGCGUCUUCGCCUUCUUCUCCUCCUUCGUGCAGGGAUACGGCACGUUCCUCUUCUGCCGGCUGCUCUCGGGCGUGGGUAUCGGGGGCUCGAUCCCCAUUGUCUUCUCCUACUACUCAGAAUUCCUGGCACAGGAAAAGCGUGGGGAGCAUCUCAGCUGGCUCUGCAUGUUCUGGAUGAUCGGGGGCAUCUACGCAUCCGCCAUGGCUUGGGCCAUCAUCCCCCAUUACGGAUGGAGUUUCCAGAUGGGCUCGGCCUACCAGUUCCACAGCUGGCGGGUCUUUGUUCUGGUUUGUGCUUUCCCUUCUGUCUUCGCCAUCGGCGCCCUCACCACCAUGCCGGAGAGCCCUCGCUUUUUCCUGGAGAACGGGAAACACGACGAGGCCUGGAUGGUGUUGAAGCAGGUGCACGACACCAACAUGAGAGCCAAGGGCCACCCUGAGCGGGUCUUCUCGGUGACCCAUAUUAAAACUAUCAAGCAGGAGGAUGAACUGGUCGAGAUCCAGUCCGACACAGGGACCUGGUACCGACGCUGGAUGGUCCGCUUCUUGAACCUUUCGCAACAGGUCUGGGCAAAUUUUCACCAGUGCUUUGCCCCUGAGUAUCGCCGGGUGACGCUAAUGAUGAUGGCCGUGUGGUUCACCAUGUCCUUCAGCUACUACGGCUUGACCGUCUGGUUCCCAGAUAUGAUCAAACACCUCCAGAACAUCGAGUAUGCCUCCCGCACAAAAGUGUUCAUUGACGAGACCGUCCGGCACAUUACCUUCAACUUCACCUUGGAGAACCAGAUCCACAGCCGCGGGGAGUACUUCAACGACAAAUUCAUUGGCCUCAAGAUGAAGUCUGUUUCCUUCGUUGACUCCUUGUUUGAGGAGUGCUAUUUUGAGGAUAUAACAUCCAGCAAUACGUUCUUCAAGAACUGCACUUUCAUCGCCUCCGUCUUCUACAACACAGAUCUCUUUGAAUACAAGUUCAUCAACUGCCGGAUCGUCAACAGCACUUUUCUGCACAACAAGGAAGGCUGCCAGCUGGACUUCAGCGACGACAACAACGCCUACAUGAUCUACUUUGUGAGCUUCCUCGGCACCCUGGCUGUGCUCCCCGGGAACAUCGUCUCGGCGCUCCUGAUGGACAAGAUUGGGCGCCUCCGGAUGCUGGCCGGGUCGAGCGUCAUGUCUUGCGUGAGCUGCUUCUUCCUGUCCUUCGGCAACAGCGAGUCCGCCAUGAUCGCCCUCCUCUGCCUCUUUGGUGGGGUCAGCAUAGCUUCGUGGAACGCCCUGGACGUCCUGACGGUAGAGCUGUACCCCUCGGAUCGGAGGACGACUGCUUUUGGAUUCCUUAAUGCCUUGUGCAAGCUGGCAGCUGUUCUGGGGAUCAGCAUCUUCACCUCCUUUGUGGGCAUCACCAAAGCUGUGCCCAUCCUCCUGGCGUCGGCAGCCCUGGCGGUGGGCAGCUCGCUGGCCCUCAAACUGCCGGAGACGCGGGGCCAGGUCCUGCAGUGAGUGCACGAGAGAGAGACACAGAGAGAGAUUUGCACUCGGGCCCUCUUUCCACCCCCUGCCCCAUCCUACGUGGGGAAGAUUUAGCGUUGUAGGCACUGUGACCGUCUUGUUGUAUCAUUUCAACAGGGGGAGAAAAAAUCUGUCUUGGGUUUUGUUUUCCCCCCACAAACCCACUCCCUCCUCAGAUCCCCUACCUCUCCUCCUCCCACCACCCCCCAGCUCCCUCCCAUGGUGUUGGUGUGUUUGUGAAUCCACUCCCACGAGGAGAGGCAGGGGAAACUGAGGAAGAGCAAGGAGGCGGCUUUCUCUCUCUGCUCACAUAAAUGCAGGGGCCAGAAGGCCAGUUGUCCAUGUGGGGGGGGGGAGGGAGAGAGGUUUAGAGACCCUCCUCCCAAACCAUGGCAUUUCAGGGUGUGACCCCCUAAUUGGCCGAACCAAGCUGGGGGUCCAAAUAGCUGGUAGAGGGAGUCUUCUAAAUGUAUUACACCAACGUGUAAGCUCGUAAAACAUCUCACAGUUCUUGGGUGUGUAAAAUAUUCCAAACGACCCCGUAUCCCCUCUUCUUGUUUUUUGUGAGAUUCGCAAGAGGCACACUCUAUCUCUACGUGUGUGCGCAUGUGUGUAUGUGUACAGAUCAAUGCAAAACCACUGCUGGUUGUCAAUCCCACUCUCUGUGUACAGGGAAGAAGAAACAAUAAGAAAACCACCAGGUCCCAACCUUAGCAUCUGUUCUUGGGUGUUAAAAACAUAACCCAAACCAACCCUAGUGUCCGUUCAGGUGUAAACAUUGUCGUUUUAGCGUGACGCUUCCGGAUUUCAGGUGGGAUUUCUCGCUGCACUGUUGGGAACGGGUUGGGCUGCUGGCCGAGGGCGAAGCAGAACUUGGGAUUUCUGGGGUGACGUAAGCCGGCUCUCUGUGCGUUCCUUCCUUCAUUACGCUUGGGGUCUGUCCAUCACCUCUACCUGACAUUCGUGGCCUUUGUCUGUGGAAACUCCCCAGGCUGGAUUUGUUUGUUUGUUUUUUGGCAAAAAUACGAUGUUGCAUUUUCCUGUGGGCAGUCCAACUUCCUGAUUCAAUACCUCAGCGCCGAAAUAAGUGUGCAAGUGCACACGCACACACAGAGAGGCAUCUGCCCCCUUACUUAGUCAGGCUUGGAGCUUAUUUCCAGAGCAGCUCACUGAUUCCAGUGGGGUUCUGGCCUUUCUGUGCAGGAAAUACAUGUGGGUUUUUGAAAAUCCCAUUAACAAAAUGGAUUUCUUUCCUCGUAGGAAGGGUAGGCAAUGUACAACCCUCCAGAUUACAGCUCCCAUCACUCCUCACCACUGUUUGCGCUGACUGUAGAACCGACCUAAAGUGCGCCCAUUUUCUGUUUAUUAAGGAUCCUGCUUCAAACCCUGGCCAGCCAGGUUUCUGUCAGUUGGAAAAAUGUAUUUCCAUGUGAAAUUGUCUCCAGCUGCUUAGCAGGGGAAUCCCUAAACCUUCACAUUCUUUUCCUUUCCAAUUUAAUGAAUUAAGCACCAUCCAGAGAGAGGGUCAGCCAAACCCCACUUCUUUGUGUUCGUAAAAAUUAAGAGCAGGGUGCACCUUCCUUCAAACCCUCAAGGCCCGCCAUUGGGAACGAGGGCCUCUUUAACGGGCCAUCUCCUCGGAAAGAAACAGAUCCCGUGUCUGGUGGAACUUGGCAAGAGUCCGAAAGGAUCAAACAAAGCACAACACCGCGAAAGCCCAGCUUUUGAUUCCUUGUUCCUUCCUUCCUGAAUUCAUGUCCCUCUGUCCAUCCUUAACAGUGUAGCUGGUAUUUUAAAACAAACAAACAAAAAACCAACCACAUACAAACCAUACAUAGUUCUGUCUGUAUGCAAAACUAAACAAAAAAAAACUUGUGCUGUGGUGUAGUUCUUAGAUGUUUGUAAAGACAACAAUUGAGAAAAACAAAUUAUCAGGACAAAAAAAGUCAUAACUUCAGCUGUGGUCUCUGGUUUGUUCCAUUUUGUAUGAAAAACAGAAGACAAGAAGGGUUAGAUGUGACACUUAUUUUAAAUGUCAUGUUGCGAAAAGGGGUGGGGGGGAGACAGACUCUGAAAAGGUGCUGUGAAUAACACUAGUAACGAUCGUGCUAAUUUAAUACAUUUUGGGAAAGGUUGCUAUGUGUUUUUUAGCUCAGCAGGAAAAGGCAGUACACACACAUUCUGUCCCCCUCCCUCCCAGCGUUAUGAACUCAUAGUCAAUAAAAAUCAAUGUAAAAAUGGGAAAAAUAAUAAACAUUGGAAAAUAAUAAUAACCGUCACAGCUUUAACUGCAGAUUUUUAAACAUUUUUUCCCCCUGUGGUAAAGAAGAAUGUUGCAAACAGUAAAUUUCAGUGACCGGAAAGUUGUGCGUCCUUCAUAAAGAACCACUUUUUCCUUCUGUGAAUCUGUGCAAUUUACUGAACUCUGCAAAAGUAAAGAAAAGCUCUGGGUGAAGCAGGGGUCGGGAAGGACUGGCCCUUCGCAUGUUUGCGAUCUCAACGCUGAGAAGCCCCCCUCGUCUGCGUGGCCCACGGAUCGCCAGGAGAGCGGGGCUGUUGUCCUGGGACAUCGGCUUUCCUCACUUGCCGGGCAGGUGGAAAUCUGAAAUAAACUGAUCGCGCGUUCCAAAAUGUGCAGGUUUGCAGGGGAUGGAGAGAUGCCCCUCUUUAUUUUAAGGACAGGAAGCAUGGCAGCAAGAACCCCGUCCUUGGAAGGAUCCCUGCUCUGGGGCUUGGUCGCCCACAAUCCCCAAAUUCAGGAGGCAGCGAGCGAGCGCACUCUCCCCCCCCUUUCAAGCAGAAGGGGGGACCCCCACCAGCGACUGCCCUCUCUGGACCUCGCCCUCCAUUCAGACUCGGUAAUUCACUGAUUCAAAGACUGGUGUUUGAAGUGGGAACAACCCCACCGCCAUCGCCAUCCAA